Molecule: messenger RNA, 1494 nt
Organism: Protopolystoma xenopodis
Lineage: Eukaryota; Metazoa; Platyhelminthes; Monogenea; Polystomatidea; Polystomatidae
Source: the annotation of a GenBank genome assembly
AUGAAAAUUAAAAUUACUCUAAUUUGUCAUUUAUUUGUUCAGCAUGGUGAGGCUGUUUAUUUUAACGCGACUCUCGCAGCUCGGUAUUCACGGGCUAAAUGGCGGGCUACACACGUGUGGAAAGAGGACGACCAGACUCUUCUUACCACAAUAAACGGAUUAAACGACCUUAAUUUAAUCGGUUCUGCUAGCCCAGUUUGCCUGGAUGGCAACAAAGAUGCUGCUGAUGCAAUGUCCACUAAAAACCUUGGGCUGGAUUGUAUGUUGCUACAGGAGCAGGUUAGUAAAUUCAGCAACUGUGACAAUGGAGACUUCUUUCACAAUAGACAUGAUCCCAUCACCUCUGCGGCUACUUGUCCUUCCGGCUCUCACCUGGCCUCAGGGCAAUUGCGUUGUCGCGCAAAUCGUCUCCUAUAUCCACCACCUGCGGGUCGUCGAACUUGGCACCCUGAUGGUAGAGAGUCGGUCACAGACGUCCUCUCUGGAUUUGAUCUUUCUACGAGUGGCAACGGCUCUGAGUUAAGACCUGGCUUAGAAGCUUUUGAUCUGGACCCCGAUAUGGACGAUCUAGAUGACCAAGGCCGUCGAAGCGCGCUUACCAUCGAUGACUUCGAUGACAUCCGAUUUUUCGAUGAUAGCGAUUACGAGGAUCGUCUUUCGCUUUUUAACCUGGCUAGUAACUACCUAAAAUUACAACCGGCCCCCGAUCAAGACCGCUUGGGCGGCAACCUGCGACUUGUUCCCACUUCUAUAGCUUCCAGGGCUGGCUCGUCACUGAUGGAGAAGGCUACCAGACUGCCUGAUUUACGAAUGACACGACAGCCAAGGUUACUCUGUGAUACAGGAGGCGCAUUACAUGACAUUGAAGUUUUGCAUCCAGAGGAGGAAGAUGCAGACGAAGUGGCAGAAGAUGUUAUUGAAGAAGAAAAUAAGUCAACAUUAACAGAGGUAUCAAGCAAUUAUGAUCUACAUCUAUCUAAAGAUCUUGUUGGACAGAAACAUAUCUUUGACAGAGGUCGUUUUGAAGCCUUAGCUUCCAUUCAUUCUGAAUUUUAUGGGAAUCAAGUCGACAACUCGGAUCAAUCCUCGGUGCAGGUAGCUUCUGAAGAGCACAACUCUCCUGUUAAACGCCCUCAACAAUUAGGUGACCAGACUUUGAGCUCUCGAACUAUGGCCAUUCAGACUGAGUACACUGGCCCGAUCAUAAAAGGGACUAGGUAUCUGGGCAAUCUUUUCGAAAUUGCUAGGGGGCCCAUUAAGAUUGCUGAUAAAAGUGCGCAGGUAAAUAAAGUGGAUGAGAAGAUCAAGAAUCACAAACAAUUCAAAGCAAAUGAUCUUAGGCUUGCAUUUGGACUGGCCGAGUUGGUUGAGGCGGACAGAUCCUUAAGUAAUGCUGAAGUCAAAGGGGUACCCAAAGCUCCCAAUGUGCUUUUGCCCCGUUCGAAUGGGGAUGGAGCUGCCGCAAACAUAGCUGAUGUCCGAGAUGUCCUUUAA